AACAGAUCUCUAAUAAAUCCGUCCGAAAAAGGUAUACCGCAAAUAUUUUCAGAAGCAUUAGUUUAAUUACUUUAAUCUACCAUAUAAAGUGUUUAGUGACAUAGUUUCAAGUUCAUAGUUGUGAUACUGUUCCCGAAAAGAUGAUUCUCGAUCUCAAAAAAUAUGUGUUUUAUAACAAAGGUGAUAUAUUUCAAUAUGUCGCGAGUAUUGCAGGAGCUUUUUCCAUCAUGAGUUCGGGGGUGAACCUCGGCUGGACCUCGCCUUAUUUACCAAUAUUAACGAGGGACGAUUCGCCGAUACCAACAACUAGCGAACAAGGUUCCUGGUGUGCUAUAGCUCCAUUGCUAGGUUCUCCUUUCGGAGCAUUAUCGGCGAUGUAUUUAUCAGAUAUAUUAGGAAGGAAAAUAACGACGCUGCUGAUGGCGCCGAUUGUAGCGAUUUGUUUUGUAUUGAUAGCGUUUUCGAAAAAUAUUUGGGAACUAACGGCGUAUAGGUUCAUAAUAGGAGCGACGGAAGGCGCUUCCUACACAGCCCUACCGAUGUAUAUUGGAGAAAUAUCGGAUCCGAAGAUUAGGGGGUUUCUUACAGCUACUAUAGCGAUAUUUGCGAUCAGCGGUACAUUAUUAAUAAACGUAAUAGGAUCAUUUAUGGGCAUAUUUACGUCUAGUAUAAUUUGCGCUGGUAUUCCACUAAUACAUUUUAUAAUAUUCGCUUUUAUGCCCGAAUCUCCUUAUUAUUAUAUAAAGAAAAAUAAUCAUUUGGCAGCGAAACAAUCUCUGGAGAUAUUUAGGGGUAAAGCUGAUGUUGUUAAAGAGAUGGAGAAUUUACGGAGAGCUGUUACUAGACAAGAGAGAUCGACGAAAACUGGUAUUAUCGAUAUAUUUAAUGUGGCUAGUACGAGAAAAGCGUGUUAUAUCUUUUUAAUAUUAAAUCUUACUAAUAAAUUCAGCGGUAAGAACCCUUGUUUGUUCUAUACGGAAACGAUUUUCACGGAAUCGGGUAGUAGUAUUAACCCUACGUUAUCAGUUAUUAUUUACUGCAGUGUAGAACUAAUAGCUGUUGUUAUAUCCACUUAUUUCAUCGUUGAUACGAUAGGUAAAAGAAAAUUGAUGAUAACCUCUACUGCCGGUUGUGCUUUAUCAGUAUUUUGUCUCGGUAUGUUUUUCUAUUUAAAAGAUUUUCAUAUCGGUGUAGUAGAAAACGUCGAUUGGUUACCCAUAACGGCACUUGUAUUAUACAACAUUUUCUUCAGCGUAGGAUUGUCCUUCGGUCCGGUAUCAAUUUUGAGCGAAUUAUUUCCUACUAACGUUAAAGCUAAAGCUUUGGGUAUAGCCGAUACUUUUUCGGUGCUGAUGGGUUCUUUGGUAUCGAAAUUAUUCCAAAUCACCAUGGACGAAUUCGGUAGUAUGUCCGUACCGUUUUUGUUUUUCGCUGUUUGUUGUAUAAUCGGUCUCGUUUUCAUCAUCAAAUAUUUUCCCGAAACCAAAGGUAAAACUUUGGAGGAGAUCCAACAAUAUUUGAUUGGAGAAAACAAUACAUCUUUGGAAAUGGCAAAUUGUAACAGGAUGUGAUUCAAUCGAACAAAUUGAUGAGACUGAAUUGAGAAAAAUUAUUUUUCUCGAAUAUCAUCUAACAUUGAAGGUUAUAUUUUCACCUGGAAAAUUUUUAUCUCUAGAUAAAGCUUCGUUGCUAUUUGCACAAUUGAACAUGACAAAUACUUAUCUUAUUUUUGUAUAAAUAUUGUCUAUAUAUAUUAUAUUCAUAAUCCGUGAGAUCAAAAGUCACUAACCUCACUUUUAUAUCGACUAUAUAAUUGUUUAUAACUAGUAUAGUUAAAAUCUAAAAUGUAAUUUUCUAUUAGCUAUUAUGUUAUAAUAAAAAUUUUCAUUUU
Messenger RNA from Diorhabda carinulata, 1891 nucleotides. RefSeq names its product facilitated trehalose transporter Tret1-like. NCBI's taxonomy places the organism in Eukaryota, Metazoa, Arthropoda, Insecta, Coleoptera, Chrysomelidae. The transcript is spliced from 2 exons. Gene Ontology annotation, molecular function: transmembrane transporter activity. The record is from RefSeq and is a predicted model, not a curated record. Gene Ontology annotation, cellular component: membrane. Gene Ontology annotation, biological process: transmembrane transport. Bases 141 to 1571 code for a protein of 476 amino acids.